UACAAAAAAGUGUGUGUACGACGCCAUUGCAGUAGUGCUGCAUUUAAGAUUUGUUGCGUUUAUUCUAGGAAAAACUUGUGCGAAAUUCCUUCGACCGUAUUUGUUUUGAAGUGAAAAUGAGUGAACUGAUGGAUCCUGGGAAAAUGAAAGUGGUAGAACUGAGGGCAGAGUUGGCUGCCCGGGGGUUAGACACAAAGGGUGUGAAGGCAGUGCUAGUCGACAGGUUGAAAGACGCUUUGCGCCAAGAGACUGGACAAGAGAUUCCAGACACAUCAAUUGCUGACACAUCAACAGAAGACGCAGGUGACAUUUCUUGCUCAGAAACACAAGAAGAAAAGCAAGAAAAUGAAAAUGAAGAUGCUGAAAUGCAAGAGGAAUCUGUAAACACUGAACAGAAUACAAAAAGUCAAGCAGAACCAGAGGUGGUAGAAGUCAAGGAAGAAUUGCGAAGCAGUGCAGAUAAUAUGGCAAACAUUAAGACAGAGAAGAACCCUUUGGAGGCUGAUGUUAAAGAUACCAAAAAUAUUCCAAAGGUGGAUGUGAAAGAGGAACACCCAGAAGUGAAGAAAGAAGAUACUACCACAGAUAUUAAACCUGAGGUGAAGUCGCAAAAUACUGAUGAUAAGAAAGUGGAGGAAAGGAGAGAUUCUUAUAACAAUAAGGGCAGUGAAGACAAACGUGGUGAGAAGCGUAAACAUUCUCCAAGUCCACACAGAAGGGGAGGGUUCACUGCAGGUGGUCCACAGCGUAGAGAUGAUGAACCGGAGUAUGAUGAAAAUGCUGUGAUCCUUAGUUGGUAUGAUUCUGACUUGAAUAUUGUCAUAGACAAGGAAAAUUUCACAAUUGCCACACCCAUGCACGAACAAGGUUUUGGUUAUAUCUGGGCUGGAGCGAGAGCCUCAUAUGGCUUUACAUCAGGGAAAGUGUGUUAUGAAGUGAAGUUACUGGAAAAUUGUCCUGUGUCAAAUUUGGAAGAUGAGCCAAAUCCGCAUGUUUUAAGAGUUGGUUGGUCUGUUGAACAGUCAUCUACUCAGCUUGGUGAGGAACCAUUGUCAUAUGGAUAUGGAGGCACAGGGAAAGCAUCUACUGAUUGCAAAUUCAAGGACUAUGGAAGACCUUUUGUUGUUGGGGAUGUUGUAGGAGCUUACCUGGAUUUGGACAGUGAACCAAUAAUCAUGUCAUUUACCCUGAAUGGAGAAUCUCAAGGAGUUGCAUAUGAGAUUGCACGGUCAGAGUUGAAAGGCCAAGCACUUUUUCCACAUGUUUUGACGAAAAAUGUGAAGUUUGAAUGUAAUUUUGGACAUAAAGACAUGUGGUUUCCACCACUAAAUGGUUAUGUGCCUGUUGCUAAAAUCCCUCUUCAAAAAAGAAUAGCUGGUUCAAAACGUCCAGAGAGGAGAGAGGACUGUGAGAUGAUAAUGAUGUGUGGUCUUCCUGGCUGCGGUAAAACGACAUGGGCAAAUGAGUGGUAUAUGAAACACCCAGACAAGAAAUACAAUGUAUUGGGCACCAACAACUUGAUUGAUAAGAUGAAGGUAAUGGGUCUGCCGAGGAGGAGAAACUACGCUGGACGAUGGGACGUUCUUAUUGAUAACAGCACAAAGUGUCUCAAUAAACUACUGGAAGUUGCUUCAAGACGGAGGAGGAAUUACAUACUUGAUCAGACCAAUGUAUAUCCAUCAGCCCAAAGACGCAAAAUGAGGGGUUUUGAGGGCUUCGUACGCCGAGCGGUAGUAAUUGUACCAACAGAUGAAGAGUUCAAGAGACGCAUAGCUCAGCGUGAGAAGCUGGAAGGCAAAGAUGUUCCUGAUUCAGCUGUUCUUGAGAUGAAAGCCAACUUUAUGCUGCCGGAGGUUGGAGACAUCUUCACUGAAGUGAUUUACACUGAGCUUAAUGAAGCAGAGUCUCGAACAUUAGUAAGCCAGUAUAACAGAGAAGGCAGAGAUGCUGGAUAUGGCCAGCAAAAUAAGCGACCACGAUUUGAUAAUAGAGAUAAUCGUGAUAACCGUGACAACCGGGAUAAUCGUGACAACAGAGAUGGUGGUUAUCAUAGAGAUAACAGGGAAAGGUCAUCGUCCUAUUCAUCUUCAUACUCAUCGCAGUCAUAUCGUGGAGGAUUCAGACCAAGAGGUGGCCCAGACAACAGGCAGCGUAGCAGUAGUUGGCAGCCAAGAGGUGGCGGCAGUGGUGGUGGUGGCGGCGGUGGUGGCGGCUGGAGAGACAGGCAGCAACAUUCUGGAGGCUACCGUAGUGGAGGUGGAGGAAGUACUGGUAGCAGUCAUGGUGGUAGUAGCUGGAGAGGUGGUGGCGGCGGUGGCGGAAGCGGUGGUAGCAGUCAUGGUGGUGGCAGAGGUGGUAGAAGUGAUUCAGGACGUGGUGGCUAUGAUCGUAAUCGUCCAAGUGGGAAUCAGAACCGCAGCCAGAGUUCUGGUGGCAAAGGAGGUUGGGGGAAUUACAACCAAGGAAGUGGGGCCACACCUAGUAAUGUAAGCAGUAGUGGCAGCUCAGGUGGAGGCUGGGGCCAGAAUUAUAAUCAGCAAAGCUGGGGACAACAAAACACCCAGCAGAGCUGGAAAGGUUAUGGGCAGCAGCAACAGCAACCACACCACCAGCAACAGCAGUCACAACAGCAGCAUCAACAACAGCCUCCACAACAGCAGCAGUCAGGAUACGGUCAACAAAGCUAUUCACAGCAGGGUUAUGGAAGCACUACACCAUACAAUUGGAAUCAACAACAGUACUAUAAUCAAGGUUAUGGUUCCAGCAAUCAAGGAUGGGGACAGACGAAUACAGACUCCUAUGGUGGUCCUGCUCAGCAGCAAGGGACAUGGCAGGGAUAUGGACAGGGUUACAAUUAUGGAUCCAGUCAGCAUGUAGCACCUGGUGGGGGCUACCCUAAGUAAAUGUCAUAUUCAAAAUGAAAUCAGUUUUUUAGAUGUGAGCAGGAGACAAGUGUUACAAAGCAGACUUGACACUAGAUACACAAGUACACAGUGUUAAAGCAUUUUUGAUUUUGAGGUAUGACAGACAGUGCUUCAUAGCUCAGUAGUUUUAAGAGUACAUGUAAAACUGAAGAAAGUAUUUUCUGACAGUAAGCUCUUGUAGUUCAUUAUUGUAUUUUGUGUUACAAUGAAAUUACCAGAUUUAUGUGAAUGUGAGAAAAGAAUAAAUGUACGUAUAAUUACCAUGACCAUUACGUAUAGUGGUGUGCAAUUCAUUUUGAAAAUUCAAUUUUAUUGGAACUCAUUAAAUAUCAUUUUAAUUCGGAUAAAGUACAAUAAGAUAUGCAUAGCUAUUUCAGGCAUCAUCCAUAGUGUAAUAUUAAUUUUUCUACUCCAGUAUUACCCAAGUAAAAUACAUCUGAAAACAUCGCACUGCCGAUUGUGAGAGUGUUUUUCAAAAAUUUUCUAGUGGUGUUCUAGAGAAAUUGGCAGUGGAAUUCUGUUAUGUGAAAAUGUGUGAUCUGAAAAGAGCAUUGUCCUCCUCGUGUAACCUGAUAAUUUUGACAUGUCAGUAGGGAAGGCUUACAAAAAGUAAUCAUUAACUAUCUGCCACUCAAAAGAAACUGAUUGAUUUCAGUGGUGAAGGGAGAAGCACUUAGUGUGAUACAUGAGAUAUUUCAUUGUUUCUUGUAACUUUAGUUUUAACAGCAGUGUAGUUUGUGAAGUUAAGUAACAUCUAUUCACUUGCAAAAUGAAAAUGUAAUUUCCUACAUUUCUUGCAAUUCACGCUCCUUACUAACCAUCGACUGUUCCAUUGGAGAGGUCAACUCAGAUUGGCUGUUGUGUGUGCAAUGUAAACUAGUCAGUACUGUUGUUAUUUCUGGUUAAUUUAUUCACUUCGCUGCCAUCGCAGUAGUGUGUGUUUCAAGCAUUUUGCUUUUUUGAUCGUUUUUGAAUUGCUGUUUUCAGUUUGGUGGCAAUGAUGCCAAUAUGGUGCCACACUCAAUGAAUUAAGUAUAAUUUUAAAAAGGUACAUAAAUUAUAACUUUCUCAUACACAUACAAGCUGCGUGACACACAACACAUUUCAAUUUCGAUAGGUAAUAGAGAUCAAGAAUAUUGCUGAAUUUAUUUCUUUGCACAUUCCAAAAACAUGCACUCAAAAUUAUUGUACUUUCCCAUUAAUGUUCUUGACGGUAUCUUGAAAGUAAUUUCAGUGAGAAAUACUUGCCAGUACAAAAACAGUAUUUCCUUCCUCUUGCUUUUUUCCUCUCCUUCUGAAAACAAGUUUUGUUUUCACAUUACAAGGAAUUAAAUAUUUUCUUUCACCCAUAUGACAGCAGUGCAUCUGUUAACAAAUCUUUGCUUUGUGUUUACUAGAAAUCAUUACUAGUAAAAGGUCUUUCAUGCUGGAGUAAAAUUGGUCAUACUUAAUGCUUAAGAAGAAAAGGUGAAAGUUGCUGGGCAAUUAUUAAUUGCCUAGUGUUCCAGUAUUGUACAUUAUGCUCUGAUCGUCAGUUUUGUUUGCAUUCUCAUUCCAGUUUUGUGUCUUGAUUAAUCAAAACUGUAGGCCUCAGAAGCUAAGGUAAACAACAUUGGUGUUUGCCUUACUGCAGCCUGUGGCAGGCAACUGCUUUUUCUUUUUUUCUGCAAGAAUUUUUGUGUUAAAGUUGUUGGACCUUCUCAUGAAGUUGAUUUAAAACAUUGCCAAAACUGUUUCCUGCAAUAACAUUUUAUAUUACUGACUUUUCCACAUUUCAUGUUAAUUUUGAAUUUAAUUGUUGCUGAUGCCAUAAUUUAGUGAUGUAAUAAUCUUGCAACUAUUGUCACUACAUAUGAAGUUUUAAAAUGUGAUCUUAGUUUACACAGUAUUGCAGCAGACACUUCAUCCAACUACUGGUGAUAUGUUGGAUGUUGAGAGAAGAAAAAAAAGGCAUUCCUGGCACAUCUAUUUUCUCUUUCUUGUCAUAGCUAUUCUUAAAGUGAUAUCUGUAUCGAAGCACUUAAAAUUAUUGUACAUUGUACAAAUCAAUAAAAAUCAAAAUUCUCAUAAA
This is a messenger RNA of Schistocerca americana (American grasshopper), 4995 nucleotides long. Its product is annotated as heterogeneous nuclear ribonucleoprotein U-like protein 1. The record is from RefSeq and is a predicted model, not a curated record. Gene Ontology annotation, molecular function: protein binding. The coding region runs from base 117 to 2903 and encodes 928 amino acids. The transcript has 17 exons. Lineage: Eukaryota; Metazoa; Arthropoda; Insecta; Orthoptera; Acrididae.